UCCCCGAAGCCAAUCAGUGCGGGGGAUGUUAGCGGCGGGGAGGUGGCCGGGUUGCUGGAGCAGCAGCCUCAGUCGCUUUGGGGGAGGAGGAGGGCGAGGGGGCGGCGGCAGGAGCAGUAGCAAUAGCAGCCUCUGAGGGAGCGGCGGUGCGACAUGGAAGAGCAGGACGAUUACGAAAGUGUGGAACAAUCUGAAGAUUUGUUGCCAUGCAAAAUUUGUGGAAGGACAUUUUUUACAAACGCAUUAAGGAAACAUGCUCCCAUUUGCCAAAAAGCAGCCACUAGAAAAAGAAAAGCAUUUGACUCCAGCAGGCAGAGAGCUGAAGGAACUGAUAUUUCUGUAGUAAAACCUCUGAAGCCACGGCCAGAUCCCCCAAAGAAGCCAUCCAACUGGAGAAGAAAGCAUGAAGAACUCAUAGCUGCUAUAAGAUCAGCCAAGGGAGUUGAUCGGGUUCUUAAAGAAGGUGGAAAACUUCCACCACCGCCACCACCAUCAUAUGAUCCUGAUUACAUCCAGUGUCCAUACUGCCAGAGAAGAUUUAAUGAAAGUGCAGCUGAUCGACACAUCAAUUUUUGUAAAGAGCAGGCAGCCCGUAUUACUAAUAAAGGAAAACCAAUUACUGAAGUUAAAGGGAAGCUUCCUACUCGAACACAGAUCAAGCCACCUGUAAAGAAAAUGCCUUCGACAGGAUCAAUACCACCAGCUUCUUCACGUUUACCACAACCAAGUUCACCUGCAAAUAAAAUUAUGCCACAAAGUGGACCUAUGGGAACCAAAAUCCAGACUUCCUCUCCAGCUCAUAAAAGUUUGGCAAGGACAAGCCCACAAGCAGGGGGGUCCUUGAAAUCAAAGACCGUAGCACCUAGUAAUAUGGCUAGAAAUGCUGGCAUGAGCAUGAUGGCAAACAAAAGGAAAGCAUACAGCUCUGAAAGCUACUUAAACAGAUGUGACAGCGGGGAUGGCUCAUCUGUCAAUGGAGGAAGUUCCAAAAGCAGUGAGGGAAAUUCACCUGCUACACAGUUACCAAAAUUCUGCUAUGAAUGUGGCGCCAAAUAUCCAGUUGAAGCUGCAAAAUUCUGCUGUGAAUGUGGAGUUCGGAGAAUGGUUUUGUGAAUCCUUAUAUACAGCAGAGGAAAAGAUAGUCGAUCCUUCAGUUUGCUUUGACUGCAUGGAAAUCUCUGUGAUACCUUAGCAUCAGAACUCACACUGCAACACCUUAGUAAUAUUCUGGAAGCAAUUAUUUUGGUUGCAAAGUUAUUUAUAUAGAUAUAUAUAUAAAUAGUCUGUAUAUAAAAACAUAGGUACCUAAAACUGUGCCAUUACAAAAGGUAUUCUUGAGAAACUCUGGAAAUCCCUUUAAUAGAUCAAAACGUAGGAGCAGUCUUGUAAUCCUUCUUUGUAUUAUAUCCAUAAAUUGUUCCUUUGUCAUUCCUCUAUAAUAUUUGCCCUGUAGCCUCUGGUUAAAGAAAAUGUACUGGUUGAAAUAAAUGUUACACUAUAGAAUUCAUUUUACAUAGACUGUACUGGCUGAUGCUCUUACAAGUAAACGGACAACUUGUUGA
Anolis sagrei ordinatus is the source of this 1562-nucleotide messenger RNA. The record is from RefSeq and is a predicted model, not a curated record. Lineage: Eukaryota; Metazoa; Chordata; Lepidosauria; Squamata; Anolidae.